UUUAGAUAAAAAUCGCUAUAUGGGUUUUGACGAUUUGCAAAAUCGUUUAACCAAAAUAUUCAAAAAGUCAAAACCCUAAACAGAUUCCACCAACAAUGCCAUUGCCAAUGCCUCAACCAAUCUCAUCAGACGACGAAUCGCCGCUGCCGCCGCCGCCGGCGGCCGCCGAAGACGGCGAAACUCCGUCAGAAAUCCAUCAGACCCACCAACUGCCCUCUAUCGGCGCCGCCAUAGUCCUCCGCCAGAUCCCCUCUCAAGGCAUCCCCUUCCAGGUCUGGCCGGCGGCCACCGCCCUGGUAGCUCUCCUCGACCGCCACCGCCUCCACCCGAACCCGCUCCUCCCCUUCCCGCCCGCCCCGACCCGAAUCCUGGAGCUCGGAUCCGGAACCGGCCUCGUGGCAAUCGCCGCCGCGGCGCUCUUCGGCGCCAAAGUGACAGCCACCGACCUCCCCGCGGCGCUGCCGAACCUUCAGUUCAACGUGGAUGCCAAUGCCGCAGCCGUGGCGGCCCGCGGCGGGGCGGUGGAGGUGGCGGCGCUGCGGUGGGGCGAGCGGCGGCACGUGGAGGAAAUCAUGGGGCCGGGUCGGGCGUAUGAGGUGGUUUUGGGGUCGGAUUUGGUGUACGACCCGCGGGUUUACGAUCCCCUUCUCGAAACCCUAAAAUUGUUGGUGGUGGAGAAAGGUGCGGCGGUGAUAAUGGCGCAUUGCCGGAGAUGGAAGAAGAAGGAAUCCGUCUUCUUCAGGAAAGCCAGGAAGUUUUUUCAUCUGGAGGUUCUGCACAAUCGCAACCAGAUCGAGAUCGACACUGGCAAAAAUCGGAUUGCCGUCUAUACAUUCUCUCCAAAAUAGUAAUUAGAGUAUUUUUUGAAUAGUAAUAAUUGUUUUAAUAGAAAAUCAAUUC
Messenger RNA from Andrographis paniculata, 900 nucleotides. RefSeq lists its product as uncharacterized. NCBI's taxonomy places the organism in Eukaryota, Viridiplantae, Streptophyta, Magnoliopsida, Lamiales, Acanthaceae. The record is from RefSeq and is a predicted model, not a curated record. The transcript has a single exon. The coding region runs from base 96 to 848 and encodes 250 amino acids.